GAGGGCGAACGUCGGCCAAUGUUUACCUCAUUAACGCAGUUCCUCCGAGGCGACAAUGAGAGGAAGAAAGAACAACUUUACCGCCUGUUACAAAAUCAACAACCAGUAUUGUUUCAAGAUCUCCUCCAGGGAGAGAGCAUUGCAGCGACAGAGCUCCUGGACAUGACUCUGCAUGAGAUUAGUCAAAUCAUCGAUGAGCGCGAUGUGACUCCAGAAGUCGACCAAGUUCCUCGGCCAGAGGCUAGCGACGAGAUUAGGCAAUGCAACAACCUCAAUAUCAAGAGGCUCUCUCCAGACAAGUAUCAAGAACUUUGUCAACUGUGCAAAACAAGUGUUCCCAUUCUGCUGUUGGAAGGUGGACAAAGGCGCGCUCAAUCUAGAAAGUUGCCGGACGGUGUGCAGAUCAUGGUGUACAGGUAUCUGCGCAAGCACCUC
Messenger RNA from Exophiala aquamarina CBS 119918, 435 nucleotides. RefSeq lists its product as uncharacterized. The transcript has a single exon. The annotation marks the transcript as partial. Lineage: Eukaryota; Fungi; Ascomycota; Eurotiomycetes; Chaetothyriales; Herpotrichiellaceae. The record is from RefSeq and is a predicted model, not a curated record.